Messenger RNA from Stomoxys calcitrans (stable fly), 4050 nucleotides. RefSeq lists its product as uncharacterized. The record is from RefSeq and is a predicted model, not a curated record. Gene Ontology annotation, biological process: DNA integration; proteolysis. The transcript is spliced from 3 exons. NCBI's taxonomy places the organism in Eukaryota, Metazoa, Arthropoda, Insecta, Diptera, Muscidae. Gene Ontology annotation, molecular function: aspartic-type endopeptidase activity; nucleic acid binding. Bases 1 to 4050 code for a protein of 1349 amino acids.
AUGGAAGAACAACUAUUGCAAUCUAUUUUGGCGCAACAAGCCAGGUUGUUGGAGCAGUUGGUGGCAAUCGCAAAGCCAUCCGGAGGGGCAAGUACAAGCAGUGAUGGUGUUAUGGAUAUGCUGUCCAAGUGCAUAAAGGAGUUUGUAUAUAAUCCGGAGGCAAACCAAACGUUCGAGAAUUGGUACGCACGCUAUGAUCAUCUUUUCGGCGAAGAUGCAAAUAAACUCGCUGACGCCGAAAAAGUGAAAUUGGUGUUGCGGAAGCUGGAACCGGAGGUUUUUGACAAAUAUGCCGACUAUUUGCUACCAAAAGUGCCUCGAGACUUGAACUUUGAGACAACAGUGUCCACUCUCAAAACACUGUUUGGAAGAAGAGAGUCACUUUUCAGUUCACGGGUCGCAUGUAUGCAGUUUACAAAGACAACACAAAUGGAUUUCUUCACAUAUGGUGCCAUGGUAAACCGAAAUUGUGACAAUUUCGAAUUUGGCAAACUGACGGAGAAUCAAUUUAAGUGCUUGAUGUUUCUGCGAGGACUUCAAGCACCAGAAGAUGCUGAUGUUAGAGCCCGCCUAUUGCACUUUCUAGAAGGAAACACUGAAGACACGGUUACCAUUGACAAAAUGGUGUCAGAGGUAAAUCGUAUGCUCAGCUUGAGGAAAGAUGCCGCCGUGGUAGAACAAAAUGUCGUCCAUACAGUCAAACGCAAUCACAAACAGCACAAAGUUAAGCAGCAGAGCAGCGCAGCACCCAGUGAAAAACCGCGACGUCCAUGUUGGCAGUGUGGCGAAAUGCACUUCGCUAAAAACUGCAGCUACAGCAAACACUUGUGUGAGCAGUGUGGCAUCGUAGGUCACAAAGAAGGCUACUGUUCUUGUUUCGCUGCAACAUCAAAACAGCGCAGCGAGAAGAAAAGCAAAAAGAAGCAAAAGCACGUCAGCGUCAAAAUUAAUGGCGUCAAGCAGCGCUUGCAGUUCGACACUGGUGCAGACAUAACAAUAAUUUCGCGCCGAAUGUGGAUGCAAAUAAACAAGCCAACGCUACUGAAACCAGCUCAUAUUGCCAGAGACGCAUCAGACCAUGUACUGAACCUUUUGGGCCAGUGUGAAGUGGAGGUUGAAUUUAAAGGCAAGUCAAUUAAAGCAACAAUUUUUGUGACCCCAAACAACAAGUUGAACGUUAUGGGUACUGACCUAAUGGACAAACUUGGUAUCUGGAGCUUGCCUAUCGACACAAUUUGCAACACAAUUUCAACGUCGGAAAUCGAAAAUAUCAAAAGCAAAUAUCCAUCGAUAUUUUCCACACAACCUGGACACUGCUCAACUUUCAAGGUCAAUUUGAAAAUCAAACAAGACUCACAACCCGUCUUCAAACCAAAACGACCCGUCGCUUAUGCCGCUUUACAACAAGUAGAUGAGGAACUCCAACGCCUGGAGCAGGCAAAUAUCAUCACACCUGUAAGUUACUCCAGAUGGGCAGCACCUAUUGUUGUUGUAAAGAGGUCAAACGGUAAAGUUCGCAUAUGUGGUGAUUAUUCCACUGGAUUGAAUGAGUGUAUGGAACCUCACACCUACCCAUUGCCGUUACCUGAUGACAUUUUUAUCAACUUCAACAAUUGCCAAUUUUUCACACAAAUUGAUUUGACGGAUGCUUACAUGCAACUGGAAGUCGAUGAUGCCACCAAAGAGAUUCUCACCAUCAACACGCACCGAGGUCUCUACACAUUCAACCGACUUGCACCAGGGAUCAAAUCCGCACCAGGGGCAUUCCAACAGGCAAUUGACACAAUUUUAUCUGGAGUUAAGUUUGCACAUCCCUAUCUUGAUGACGUCAUCAUUGCAACGCCAUCAAAAGAGGAAAAUCAACACGCAGUCGAUGAAGUUUUCCAGCGGUUCCAAAGUUGCACCUAUCUUGGAUAUAAGGUCGAUGGCACUGGAAUUCGUCCUGACCCUUUGAAGAUUUCCGCCAUUUUGAAAAUGCCAGCCCCAACAAAUGUUUCAGAGCUUCGAUCUUUCCUGGGUGCAGUAAACUACUACGGGAAAUUCAUACGGAAAAUGCGCAACUUAAGAGCACCAAUGGACGACUUGCUAAAAGUGGACCGUGAAUGGAAGUGGAGUAAGGCCUGUGAAGACUCCUUCCAGGAAUUCAAAAACAUCCUGGGUUCCCAACUGAUGCUGACUCAUUAUGACCCAAGACUCCCAAUCAAAGUUGCAGCAGAUGCAUCGAAUGUAGGCAUUGGCGCCUAUAUUUGCCACGUUUUCCCCGAUGGUGGCGAGAAGGCCGUGUAUCAUGUGUCACGUUCUUUGACACCAGCAGAGCGGAAUUAUUCGCAAAUCGAGAAGGAGGGUUUAGCCUUGGUUUUUGCCGUAAGCAAAUUUCACAAAAUGCUGUAUGGUCGUCGUUUCAAGCUUGGAACCGAUCAUAAACCGUUAUUAGCGAUUUUUGGAAGCAAAAAGGGUAUAGCAACGCACACAGCCAGUCGACUACAACGUUGGGCUUUAACUUUAAUGUCCUACGACUUUGAGUUGAGCUAUACCCCAACACAGAAAUUUGGUUGCGCAGAUAUUUUAUCCAGGCUAAUCAACAAAAACGAAAAACCCGAAGAAGACGUCGUGAUUGCAUGUGCUCAAAUGGAAGCUGAGAUCAAAUAUAUUGUUCAGGACACUAUCACAGCAUUGCCCAUCACACACAAUAUGAUCCGCUCAGCUACAUCAAAUGAUAAUACGCUUCAAAACAUCGUCAAGUAUCUACAAAAUUCCUGGCCAGACACGAAGACCCCCGAAGAGCUUGUUUUUUUCCAACGCCGUGAAGGUUUGUCAGCAUGUGAUGGUUGUGUUCUAUACCAAGAUAGAAUGGUCAUCCCCAAGACUCUGCGGCAGCGUAUACUAAAACAACUACACAAAGGACACCAAGGUAUUGUUCGCACGAAAUCAUUGGCACGAAGCUACGUGUACUGGCCGAAUAUUGACAAGGAUAUAGAAGACAUAAUCAAAAGAUGCGAUGUAUGUGCCUCAACAGCUAAAUCACCACCACGAACAACACUGCAUUCGUGGCCCAUUGCUACAAGACCCAUGCAACGCAUUCAUAUUGAUUUCGCUGGUCCAGUGAAUCAGUCAACAUAUCUUUUGAUCAUUGAUGCCUUCUCCAAGUACCCUGAAGUCUACCCAAUGAAGUCGAUGACGUCGUCAUCAACAAUAGAGUGUCUCAGGGACUAUUGUUCCAAAUUUGGGUUCCCAGAAUCAUUGGUGAGUGAUAAUGGUACUCAAUUUACUUCACAAGAGUUUGUUUUGUUUUGUAGUGAAAACGGCAUUGAGCAUAUUCGCACCGCCCCAUUCCACCCGCAAUCAAAUGGUCAAGUUGAGCGUUUUGUUGACACUUUUAAACGUGCUUUAAAGAAACACCAAAACAGUCUCAAAGGCAUACGAGAAUUUCUCCUCUACUACAGAGCAACCGACAACAAUAACACACCUGGAGGUAAAUCUCCUUCAGAACUUUUCCUGGGGAGGAAAGUGAGAAUAAAUUUAGAUUUGCUGUUUAAGCCCAAAGAAGACGUACUCCUGCGCAAUGAUAAGAUGGAAGCGCAAUACAAUCGGAAGUUCAAUACAAAAUCCAGACACUUUGCAAUUGGUGCUGAAGUCUAUGCAAAGGUGUACAAACACAACAAAUUCUUCUGGGCACCUGCAAUAGUCAAGAAGCAAAUUGGUAAAGUGAACUAUGAAGUGGAAAUAAAGGUGUUCCCUUAUUUCAAGAUGAUGAAAUCGCAUGCAAAUCAGCUUCGUACGCGACACAACGACACAUCAACAAGCAAUACCCCUUGGUUUGACAUGUUUGAGAUAUGUCCACCGCCUCGCAAUACACGUCCAUCAUCUGAAAUAGCAUCAACAUCUACAUCUACUCUUGACCCACCGGCAUCAACUUUGCAACGACCAAGUGAAUCUUCCAGUGACCCUUCAACACCUACACAACCUUCACCUACACACCCUUCAACAUCAGUCCGUCGUUCCAGCCGUGUCAGACGUGCACCUCAACGUUUCAGGGACUACACAUCCUAA